Messenger RNA from Spodoptera exigua (beet armyworm), 842 nucleotides. The record is from the annotation of a GenBank genome assembly. NCBI's taxonomy places the organism in Eukaryota, Metazoa, Arthropoda, Insecta, Lepidoptera, Noctuidae.
GUCAAAAUUGACAAACUAAAAAUAUAACCUAAUCUUUAUGAUGCAAUUCAGAAUACUCAAUAAUAAAACAAUGUUUACCUAGUGAAUUGUCCUAAUUUUAAAUAAUUCUAAUUAUUCUAUUGCCACCUGAGAUGGGUGCCUUAGUGACCAAAGCUUUGAGACCGAUAAAAACCUUUAACAUCGAAAAUCGCGCUCAUCGUGAGAUUGGAAAAGCUAAACCAACCCCGGCUCCAAGAUACCCUGAAAAUAUAGCAGAUUUGCAACGUACAUUAGAGGCGGAUCCAAAUAUAGACGAUAAACUGGAUAAAAAAAAUGAAGAGCUCGAUAAAAGAUUGAAAGACGUUUAUGUAACCUCAAUUGGAAGGCCUGAAGAUGAUAUUACUCGCGAAAAGCAGGCUCAGCGUAAGAGUAAGCGACCUUUGCCACAGGAUCGUAAAAUGCCUGAACAAUACGACUUUGGUUUCAAGGAGCCAGAGAGAAUACCAUAUGGGAAAACUACUCUUAGAGCUGCCAUAAACUUUAUAGCAGCUCACCAAGCCAAUCCCGAGGAAGUGACGGCGGCUAAAAUAGCUCUAGAAUAUAAAUUGAAGGAGGAGGAUGUUCAAAGUAUACUUAAGUAUUUCAAAACAUAUGAGGUUUACAUACCAGAGACUAAGACGUCACCGGCAAUGUUUGCAGGACCGGCUCAAAUGAGAAAACAGUUGUACAAACUUGAAACUAAGGAAUUAGAAGAUAAUAAAUCGAAGGAGGAUGCCUCCACUACUCAGGCAAAUGUGAAAGCUAAGGAAGCAGUCUAGGGAACAUAUAGUGACAUUUUAUUAAAUAAAUUCAUCUAAAUAAUU